UAGUCUCACUUCACACAAGCUCCGAUCAGUUUUAUACGUUAGUCUACAGUUUUUAUAUAACAGGGACGGAAACCUGUAUCAACAAAUUGAUGUCUAGACUCGGAAGAUAUUCUAAAUGUUCUGCUCCGCAUCGUUUAAUGCACUCUGCGGCGUGGGAGUGCCACGUCCGAACUUCCAGCGCCUAAUUGAAUACGUCGAGCCGGAACAGGAGAAGGAGGUCAAGGUGGAGACGGAGGUCAUGGUGGAGGAGGAGGUCAAGGUGGCGAAUCCGACGAAGCUGGUGUGGCGCCGGCAGCAACUGAGUACCGGUUUCCCGCCCAGCGAGAUGCGCAUACGCUGUCCAGGGGCCUAUGUGCUCGCCACCGUCGUGGGGGUGAAUCCGCAAACCGGACAACCAAUCGCCCAGGGUGUCACUUAUCACCGGACCCUGUUGACCGGACACUGUAGGCCGCAUCCGUCGGUUAGUCGGCGACCCAAGCUCAUGGACAUUCGACAGGUACGCCUAAGUCGGGAGUGCUCAGCUAAGAGGAAGGUCGUUUGGAAGCGUCCUAGCAUCAGCCGUGGCCGUGUUCCCCGCAGGGUGCGUGCUCAGAUGGAUUUCGCUAAGCAAAUGGCAAAGGAAGGAAAGCCUUUGCAUCGCACUCCGGUGCACCACACGGCUGCGCAGACGGAGAAGGAGCAGGAGAGGAGGAAGCUAACUCAUGACAAGGCGACCUCCGUGGCCAGUUUCUUCAGCACAAGUAUUGCAAACCGAUCCGCCGAAGAGUACAUGCCCAUAAAAGAAUCGUUAGUCAAAAUCGAUUCCCUCUCCGGAAGUGCAUACGUGCUCGACCUUGAGCUCAGACGUGUGCUGACCAAGUACAGGGUGUCUGCCAGCCAACUGUCCAAAAGACUGCAUCUCCUUGUGCUGGACGAGCUACCCGACAGCCAGGUGGAGGAGGGCAGCACCCAGAUCGCGACCUCCAGAAAGGCCAGUACAACGUCUCAGGCAAAAACGCUGAAUGCUCGUGAGGAUGGGUCAACGCAAGCAGUGGAUAACUCCGAUUCCAAGAGCUCCAGUCUGGCCACCGACUCCCAGGAAAACCACGAACUAUCCACGGCGGCAGGUCUCACGGCGGCAUUCGUUCGGCGACAGGAGCUGUUCCAGCUCCUGGCCAAGAAGCGAUAGCCGUGGUGCAGGGAAGGGCGGCACGUUCUUUAAAUUUUGUAGUGAAUAAAGUAUGUAUGCAUGUUUUUAA
Messenger RNA from Drosophila teissieri, 1238 nucleotides. RefSeq lists its product as uncharacterized. NCBI's taxonomy places the organism in Eukaryota, Metazoa, Arthropoda, Insecta, Diptera, Drosophilidae. The transcript has a single exon. Bases 116 to 1168 code for a protein of 350 amino acids. The record is from RefSeq and is a predicted model, not a curated record.